AUGGAAGCAUCGGCUGCUGUGAUCAAGAAGGAUGAAGGAAAUGCUGCGCUGCGUGCUGGCAACCUGAAUGAGGCGCUGAGAUUAUACAGUGAGGGUCUUGAUCUGGAACCUGACAACACCACAUUGUUGUGCAAUCGCACCCUGGCCUGGCUGCAGGCGCGGCAACCCAUCAAUGCGGAGAGGGAUGCGCGACAAUGCCUGCGGUUGGAUAUCCAGAACCAAAAGGCUCACUAUCGGCUGGCGCUUGCCCUGCUUGGAUUGGGCAAGACCGAAUCUGCCUCGCAAUGUGCGUGUCAAGCGGUGCUCAUGUUUCCGGAGAACGUGGACAUCAGGAAGCUACAGGGUAAGCUUGCAGUUCUACGGUCUCUGGAAGCACGGUUUAACGAAAUUCAUGAGAUCGUGAUGUCAGAGCAGAGUGGCGGCAACUUCAACCGAGCCGGGCAGCUGCUGCAAGAAGUGUUGGCAACGAUUCCAGAUUUUUCGCAUGUGCAUCCUCCGCUUCAGGGGGAAGCCCUCGAAGCGAUGGCUACAAAUUUCAACUUCAUGCAGCAGUUUGACAUAGCUGAAGCGAUGUAUCUUCAAGCAAUUGAAGUAUUCAAAUCAGCAGGGUCGGGCCAGCAAUUCUCUUUGAGCAAGGCCAUGGGGAAUCUCGCUUCUGUAUAUCUUGAAGGGGGAUCAAGGAAAAAUGCGCAGACUUUGCUACAAGAAGUGGUCGAGUUGAGGAAGCAGAUUUAUGGCAGCUUGCACGUUGAGGUUGCCAAGGCACUUAGCAACUUGGGCGAGUACUAUCGACAGAUGGAUGAUUUCUCCAAUGGCUCGCGUUGCCUGCAAGAAGCUCAAGCACUUCAUGCAAAGUUAUCUGGCAAAGCUGACAGCCUGUAUUGCCAAACUACAUAUUGCCUUGCGCGUUUGAAUGCGCGCUUCCAGCACUUCGAUGAAGCUGAGGCAAUGCUUCUGGAAUGUAUUUUGCAUGUGAAGCAGUUGCCCCAUUCGCAACACAAGGUGGCGGCAGAUUGCUUGAUUGUUCUGGCUGAGACGUAUGUGAACUGUGGGACGUUGCCUGAAGCAUGGCGCUGUUGUGCUGAAGCCAUCAGUAUCACAAGACGGCUGCUCCCAAAAGCUCACCCAGAGAUUGCCAGAACACUUCAUUGUGUUGGGCAGUUGUUCAUCACCUGCAAGGAUUACGUCAAAGCAGAGCCUCUCGUUCGUGAGUCACUCGAAAUCAGAAAACAGGUCUUCGGGGAGAUGUCUUACCCCGUGUCGAAGAGCUUAGUCAGUCUGGCAGGCAUCCUGUAUGAGAUGGGUGGCCGCAGACGUUCGAUCACGUUGCUGCAGCAGGCCGUCAAAAUCCAAAGCGAGGUUUCCGGUGAAAGCCAUCCAGAGGUGAUCACUUCCCUCAACAACCUUGCGAACAGCUACUGUGGUAGCCCGGAUACGCUCGAGCAAGGAUUAGCACUCUAUGCUCGGAUCAACAAGCUGAUGUCGGACUCUCCGCCUUGCGCUAAGAUCAUCGCUGAAGUGUAUAGUCUCGAAGGCCAAUCGUUCGCUCGUAUCGGAAUGUUGGACACAGCCCGGCAAUGCUUUGAAGCAGCCCUCAAAGCACGGCGAAGCGAAGCGAAUCCUGCCGGAUUAGCUGAAGCCUUGCAAAAUCUGGGUGUCCUGCUGUCGUCCCCGCCAGUUGCUCUGCCACACACAGAGAGUCUCUGUUUCGCCAACACCGAGGACAAGAUGAUUCAUCUCAAACUUGAGCGAGGUGUGGUCAACCACUACGUUGACAAUGUGUUCCAACAAACCGUGGAAGAGUUCGACAUCGAUGUUGUGCACGGCAUCUACACAGGGCUGGGCGCAGAGGGCAUCAUCCGCGAGGACGAAGAUGUGCAAGACCUUGCUGCCCAAAAGGAAAGUCUGCUCACCUCGGCGUAUUUCUGUCAACAUGACCGCGUGGAGUGCGAUGGAUGUAGAAUGACCCCAAUCAUCGGGAAGCGGUAUAAAUGUCGAGCUUGCCCCGACUUUGACCUUUGCCAGCAGUGCUUUGACCACAAGGAUAAAGUGCACACUGCAUCGCACGAUUUCCGCGUCAUCGCCAACGUGCACGAAGGGGUCUUGAACAUGGAGAUUGCAGAGGUCUGCCUUGCUGAAGCAUAUUCACUGAACAGGUCACAUUAUGGCGACCAGCAUCCGAUUACCGCGAGUACCGUGGUAAGGCUGUCUGCAGUUCGUGGAAUCUUGCGCAAACAUCAAGAUGCUUUUGAGUUACUGUCGCAGGCUACCGAUGUGCGCGAUAGAAUGCUGGAGGCGGUGAUUGAGAACAGCGCAGAAUCAAGGAGAUUUUCAUUCUUUCAGCAUAUCCGCUUGGACAUGGAUGUGGCAAUCUCACUCGCCUUGGCACUGGGAUCAUCCGCUUGUGAAGCUUUUGCUUUCCAGCUGGUUCUGCGGCGCAAAGGGCUUGUUUUUGAGUCCCAAAUGUCAGAAUGGUCUGCCGCAUCUGCAGGUUCUCAGGACCUCUUUCAGGAGCUGACUGCCUUGAGAUCGAGACUAGCUGCAGAGGUGCUUGGCCGUUUUGAUCCCACAGCGGUGGGCUUCUUGAAUGAGAAAAUUGAAAGCCUCGAGUCUCGCUUGGACAUCCGCUGCAGGUCCCAACUCACGUUGGAAACAACUCAAGCUGCUCUCCCACUUGGUUGUGUGUUGCUGGAGUUUGUCAAGUAUGUCCAUACGGAGAUGUCCCAGAAUGAGGGCGGCAGACGCUCUGAGCGAUAUGCGGUCUUUGUGUUGCAGCACGAAGGGCCCUCGAGUGUGGAGCUUCAUGAUAUUGGAGCUGCGGGUGAGAUUGAGGCCGACAUCAAUGCGUUCAGACGGUCCUUCCGGAAAUCGUGUGGUUUGCGGUUGGCGAAGCAGCUUUUGGGUCACGUGAGCCUGAAGCAGUGGCAGCAUGUUUUCAUAGGAAUGGACGGCGAAGUUUCAAGAUUGCCCAUCAAGUGCCUGCCUGACCCAAUGGAGCCAACACAGCGCCUCUUGGACUUGAAAUUUACAUACAGUUUCAUCACGAGUGGCCGUGACUUGUCGCUGAUGCAGAGAGCUGCGCAAUUUGACCCGAUGGAGUCUGUCAUCAUUUGCAAUCCAGAUUUCAACUUCAGGGAACAGGCGCCGGCAGUGACACAGGCUUCACGCGACUGGCGACACGGUCACGACUUCGGACCUUUGGAUGCAACUGCGGCGGAAGGAUUGUGCGUGCAAGAUGUGUUGGCCAGUUCUGGCGCUAUUAAGUUUGAAGGGCAACAGGCCACGGUGUCAGCGUUGAAGGCUGUGCGUUCACCACGCGUCCUGCACAUUGCAACGCAUGGUUUCUUCCUGCCAACACAGAAAGAGCCAAGCGACCGCCUGGAACACAGAUUGGUCAAUCUGGAAAACCCAUUGUUGCGUUCAGGGCUGGCGCUGGCGGGCGCUCGAGCCUGGCAAGAGGCUGAAAGAGAUUCCACCGAAGAGGAGACAUCAGGGAUUUUCACAGCGCAGGAUGCCCGUGGCCUCGACCUGAGAGGAACACGCCUUGUGGUACUGUCUGCGUGUGAAACAGGCCUGGGUGACACACCCAGCGGUCAAGGCGUGCAAGGCUUGGCGUCGGCAUGCUUGGCUGCAGGAGCCCGCUGCGUGAUCAUGAGUCUUUGGAAGGUUCCAGAUACCGACACGCAAGUGCUUAUGAAAGCAUUUUAUGGGGGUCUUCGCUGUGGGAAAUCGAUUGCAUGCGCCCUUCAAGAUGCGCAGAGAGAGCUUCGACAGCCUGCAAAUUAUUCCCGUUGGGGAGCCUUCGUGAUCCUGGGCUGGCCCUUUGAUUCACCAUUUGCUGAUCUGCAGAAAGCCGAAGAUUAG
Messenger RNA from Symbiodinium sp. CCMP2456, 3864 nucleotides. The record is from the annotation of a GenBank genome assembly. Lineage: Eukaryota; Dinophyceae; Suessiales; Symbiodiniaceae.